CACGCACAAGCUUUCGCCAUACCUGGGACAAACAAGAACACGUGCACGAGAUCAUCGUGAACAACAGCUAGAAGAGGAGGAAGAGCGAAAACAUAAAGAUCUAAAACCUAAACCAGAUGACGAUGUUUUGGAUGAAGAGGGACCUCGUGAUUUGCUUACGGUGCGCACAGAUAAAGUUGUGCUCGAUGCAGGAUAUUAUUGUAAAGUGUGCGAUUGUGUGCUGAAGGAUAGUAUCAAUUAUUUGGAUCACAUUAAUGGAAAAAAUGUGAAUCAAAGAGCACUAGGCCGAAGUAGAGCGAAAUACAUUGGAUCAAGUACCAAAACGACUGGCUUGUCUAAAAAGCAAAAAGAAGAGAAACCACAAGAAUAUGAAUUCGAGGCGCGUGUCGAACAAAUGC
Molecule: messenger RNA, 398 nt
Organism: Ambispora gerdemannii
Lineage: Eukaryota; Fungi; Glomeromycota; Glomeromycetes; Archaeosporales; Ambisporaceae
Source: the annotation of a GenBank genome assembly